UAAAUCACCUCCAACUCCAUCUCAUCCCAUAUACCACUAUUUUCCAGUUUCAUAAUUUCCCAUCUAAAAAUCCUCAAUUGUGCAUCAAAAGAAAAAACAAAAAACAAAAAAAAAAAACAAUUAAAAAGAAAAUGGCAGCCAUGAACUCCAGCAUUUUGGCUUGCAACUAUGCCAGGUCAGGUACUGAGCUUAGCUCAAAAGUGAGCUGUCUGCCCUCAGUUGCAACUCCAGUUCAAAAGUUGCCUGUGAUCAGAGCCCAAAAGCUUGAUUCUGACCAAUCCGGAAGAAGGGCCGCCCUUCUCAGCCUUAGUGCUGCCCUUUUCACCGCCACUAUCUCUUCUGCUGGCAACGCCGGUGUCAUUGAGGAUUAUUUGGAGAAGAGCAAGGCAAACAAGGAAUUGAAUGACAAGAAGCGGCUGGCCACGAGCGGUGCAAACUUUGCCCGAGCAUACACUGUUCAGUUCGGGACAUGCAAAUUCCCUGAGAACUUCACUGGUUGCCAAGAUCUCGCCAAGCAAAAGAAAGUACCAUUUAUUUCUGAUGACUUGGCCUUGGAGUGCGAAGGGAAGGACAAGUACAAGUGUGGUUCGAACGUGUUCUGGAAAUGGUGAAAGAUGAUGUAAAAACAUUACUUGGAGCAUGUAUCUAAUUUUUCUGGUUCAAAAGAUCCAUUUUGUGAACAUCUAUUAUGUUUUUGUUUUAUUUAUUUGCCCUGCUACGUUUCUUGCUUCUUUGUAUGCUAUGUUGUUAAGUAUGACAGUUGAUUUAUUCGUAGGCAGGACAUGGCAACACACCAGCGAGUGUAAAAUAAAUCCAGAUUGCAAUUCUGGCUUGGCACUACCUCACUAAUUAUGAGAGUUUCUGUUUUAACUGAUAAAUAAUCUUUAUACAAUAAUGGCGCUGUUUCAUUGCCAACACCAUCAC
This is a messenger RNA of Striga asiatica, 924 nucleotides long. Lineage: Eukaryota; Viridiplantae; Streptophyta; Magnoliopsida; Lamiales; Orobanchaceae. The record is from the annotation of a GenBank genome assembly.